AAUCAAAAUAAAAAUAAAGCCACCUACAAAUCCAGAUACAAAACAAGCCAAAUCAAAAACACGAAUUUCUUCAUACAUUCAUAAUCUUAGUCUGUGUUAAUUUCAAGAUGAAAUUGUAUUAAGAUUCUACAAGAGUUGAAGUACCGGAUCCUUGUUAAAUCACAAUAUGUCCUCACAUCAAUUUAUUGAAACUCUGAAACGAAUUGGAUAUCCAGGCUCCAAUGCGUUGGAUCCCCUUGCACUUGAAUGGGCUUUUGAAAACCCAUCGACUUUACCUUUUUUAGAGUGGUUUUGUAAUAAUAUCAGUGAAGACAAUGUUUUGACAAAAGAAGAGUUGGAAGAGUAUAAAGAAAUUGAAGAAUCAGGCAUGGUACUGAGUGGCCCUUACUUGGAGGAGGCUUUAAAAGCAUUGGGCACAGAUGAUAGCCAGAAAAUAAAAGAUAUAGAUGAAGAUAUUGACCACUUGAAAGAAACUUUAGCAAGAACCAAACUGCAAAAGGAGACCUUGAAAAGUCGCUGUAACAAGUUAAAUGUUCAUCACAUGGCAUUGGUCAACAAAGUAACAAAGAUGGAGGAAGUUGAGGAACAAAGCAUCAAAGCAUGCCAUCAAGUUAUUGACCAAUGUGGAUUAGAAAAUAUUAAAAUUAAUGAAUCACUUCAAAAGUUGAUGCAGAGUGUCCAGACUCUGAUUACCCUCUACCAGCUUCCAAAGGGAGAGAACGCAGAGUCUUCCCCCAACUCUCCAUUUUUAUCACAUUUGGAUUUAAAGGCAUAUAAUGAAGCAGAAGAAAAAUAUUCAAGAGAGCUGACAGCAUUUACUAAAAAACAGUUUUUUGAGGGGAUUGCAGAUCUCGCAGGGGAAAAAGAUGGUUCACAGUAUGGUCUUCUGGAUGUUAGUUCACCAGAAAAACUUGCAGUUGAUGGUGAAGAAAAUGCAAGUUUCCUUGAAGACUGCGAGGAAUUUAGUCGUCUGCAGCAAAUAUUUCCAAAAAGUGAAUGUGACCGCAUAAAUGCAUUAGUUAGGGCUAAGAAAGCAUUGAAUGCUGUUCACGAGGCAAGGUCCAUACUCCACCAACUGAAAUCUGGCCAGUUUCCCACAUCACCCUCAGAAAUCAGCCGCCUCCACCAUAGCACAGAACAGAGCAUAGAAGCAGCAAAAGCAGAGGCCUCUGCCUUGGUAGCAUCACUGCCAGAUUUGUUGCAUGAGUUGGGAAGUUUACAGGGAACUGAAAUACUGACAGGAGACUAUGAUCUGAAAUUGAAACGUCAAGAAUAUUUUACCAAAAAUCAAGAGAAGAUCAUUGAGUAUCUCUUAAGUCAGAGAGCACGGAAUGAAUUUCUAACAAUGCUGUAUGACCUAGAGACCAAAUGCCACAGGGAGACGCAUGCACUUUUGUCAUCAAUUCGACAAAUGUUGGAAAAACAUCUCACAGAGUGGCAGCAAAGGAUGAAAGACAUGGACGACCCAGACUUGGGUGUAAAGAAGUUUGAGCGCAGUGUUGUGGACUCCAGAGACACAUCAUCAUCACGUCUCUACCACUUGCUGGGAGAUUCAACUGACGAUAGUAAAAUGCUCUACCUCCCAAAGCAAAAAAUUGUUGAAAGGGCUAAAAACUUGUACAGUGAAUACAAGAAUGCUCAGUCCAUAGACCAGACAGAUUUUGAGAAGUACAUUUCAAAAGUCAGUCAGCUAGAGAAAUGUGUUAAAGACUGUGAGUCAGCUUUGUAUGAUGGCUCCAGCACAUCCAGUGGCUUGCCCUGUCUCUCCCCCGUUGACGUCCAGUCAGCUAUGGCCACCCUCAUGUCUAAACUCAGCUCACUUGAAACUGAUAUCACAGGCGUCAUUGCUGAUGUCAAUACCAAAAAAGCAGCUCUGAAAAAUAAUGUUUUGCUUAGCAAAGAAAGGGAGCUGUUCAUCUUAUAUCACACAAACCCUAGUAGACUCCAGUAUGUUGUUAAUGGACUAUGUGAAAGGACUAAAGUUCAAGAUAUUAGCUAGAUUUAAAAUCACAUUUAUUUGUCAAAAUAAAUUGUUUAUAACUUGAAAAAUG
Molecule: messenger RNA, 2051 nt
Organism: Physella acuta
Lineage: Eukaryota; Metazoa; Mollusca; Gastropoda; Physidae
Product: HAUS augmin-like complex subunit 3
Biological process (GO): microtubule organizing center organization; spindle assembly
Cellular component (GO): HAUS complex; mitotic spindle; microtubule organizing center
Source: RefSeq, a predicted model, not a curated record